UUUUUUUUUUUUGUUUUGCUCCUGCAUCCACAUUUCAUUCCAUUCUUAUUUCCUCCAUCCUACUCUCUUCCCUUCAAGUAAAAAAGAAAAGAAGGAAAGAACGAGAAAGGAAAAGACUUCCAUAUCAUUAAUAUACUCUUCUUUUUUAAACACACACACAUAUAUAUAUAUUAAUAUAUUCAAGAAAAAUGUCGUCGUCCCUGGCUGCUUAUAAGGGCCCGAAGCCCGUUGCAAAGCAUAAUGACAUGGAGGAGGAUGAAGACGAUGUUUUGAUCUCGGCUGAUACCCUGCCAGGACAUGGAAACGCUACUGGACACACUGCCGAGACCGAGGCUAAUGCUGAGGAUAUGGACAUGGAUAAUGAAGUGGAAAAACCAAAGUUCAAAGCUUUAAGCGCCAACCAAAUGACUAGCAAAAAUUCAGCCCAACAACGCAAGAUCCCUAUUCCUCCACAUCGUAUGACACCAUUGAAAAACGAAUGGAUGAAAAUAUACUCUCCCUUGGUUGAUCAUCUCAAACUUCAAGUUCGUAUGAAUAUCAAGUCCAAAUCUGUUGAAAUUAGGACAUCAAAACAUACAGUUGAUACUGGAGCAUUACAGAAAGGAGCCGAUUUUAUCAAAGCUUUUGCUCUGGGAUUUGAUAUUGAUGAUGCCACCGCAUUGUUAAGAUUGGAUGAUUUAUAUCUGGAUUCGUUUGAGAUCAAGGAUGUCAAGACUUUGAAUGGUGAUCAUUUGUCGCGUGCUAUUGGUCGUAUUGCAGGAAAGGAUGGAAAGACCAAGUUUACAAUUGAGAACGCUAGCAAAACUCGUAUUGUCCUUGCAGACACUCGUAUCCAUAUCUUGGGAUCUUUUCAAAAUAUUAAGACUGCUAGAGAUGCUAUUGUGGCACUUAUCUUGGGUUCGCCACCCGGCAAGGUCUACUCAACACUGCGAACCAAGGCAGCUCGUAUGAAGGAGCGUUUUUAAAAAAAAGAAAGAAAAGAAAUUAAAUAGAAAAAAAAAAAAAAUAA
Messenger RNA from Lobosporangium transversale, 1009 nucleotides. Its product is annotated as partner of nob1. Bases 189 to 965 code for a protein of 258 amino acids. The record is from RefSeq and is a predicted model, not a curated record. Gene Ontology annotation, molecular function: RNA binding. Gene Ontology annotation, cellular component: nucleolus. The transcript is spliced from 4 exons. Lineage: Eukaryota; Fungi; Mortierellomycota; Mortierellomycetes; Mortierellales; Mortierellaceae.